Messenger RNA from Caenorhabditis auriculariae, 4822 nucleotides. NCBI's taxonomy places the organism in Eukaryota, Metazoa, Nematoda, Chromadorea, Rhabditida, Rhabditidae. The record is from the annotation of a GenBank genome assembly.
AUGUCAGGUAAGUUUACCUUUUUUUUCCAAUAACCCACAAAAGUUUACUAACCUCAAGCUUUUCAAAAAAAAGUUCUUUAAAAAAUUAUAUAGAAGUUCAAAAAAAUAAAAAAACAAUCAAAAAAAUUAAUAGAACGUUUUUCCAAUCAACCAAAAAAAAUAAGGGGCUUUCUCUCGGGGUGGGGAAAAAAUGAAUAAUUUCCCAAGUAAUCUUUUUGUUUUCAGGUCGGCGACCGGUAGAAGGCAACGAAGAUGACGUUUCAGAGUUUGGGGCCCGUCGGGAGGUAUUUUUUUCCUUUUUCCUUUUCUAAAACUCAAUUUUUGCUUUCAGGGCUAGCGCAAACAUAGAAGACUAGGGAAGAAGCUUCACAACCUGCGAAAGGUAAAUUAUUUGACAUCAUAAGAAGAACUAACUAGGGGAUUACUGGGGCUCAGGUACGCGUAUCAAGUUGAAACUACGGUGGUAUGAAUAAAAGACUAGCGAAAAUUCAAACGGCGACUUUUCCGAUUUUUUCAUAUCGCUAGGGAACUUUCCGACGGCCACUUUUCCGACGAAUCAUUUUCCGACUUUUUUUUUCUCGAUAAACUCUUCAUUUUAAAUUUUCCUAUAUAAAGUAGGUAGUUGAUUCAUGAUACACAAAGAAAUAGAAGAAAAAAAAUGCUUAUAAAUGUUUUAUAAACCGAAAAAAAUAAUGGAAAAAAGUCGGAAAGUUCCCUAGCGAUACGAAAAAAUCGGAAAAGUCGCCGUUUGAAUUUUCGCUGGUCUUUUUUUCAUGCCACUGAAACUUCGGUGGCUUAUAGACUUGGGAAAGAGCUCUUGAAAACUAGAGAGAUUAUCUGCUAAACCACAAAGGCUUUUGAGAAAAAGCUUCUUGGAUAAACCCAGAAAGAGUCCUGUGCGCGCCUGAACCGUCCUCUCUCUCUCUCCGAGGCGGCUUGGUGCAGUGGUUAGAACGCAAGUCUUAUGAUUAACUUUUUUGAUUAGGUUCGAUUCCUGUCGAGGGCAAAUCUGUUUUGCGUUUUUCUUAACAACAAUAAACCUUUUAGAAGAUAUAAAAUUGUUUAACAAGCAUUUCUAUUGGUUCAAAUGCUUCUCAAAAAAAUUAUUCGAGUGAAUAAAAGUCUUUUGCAAAGCAACUACCUCCAUCUAGAGAAAAUUUUUCUUGAAUUUCUUCGAAAAUAUUAAACUAUAUUGAUGAAAAUUCUAAAUCUUUUCGAAUUUCGUAUCUUUACAAAGAGCUUUGUAUUCAAGAAAAAUGGAAAAAGAUUUCCGCUCAGGAAUCGAUCCUAUUCAAAAAGUCAAUCAUGAGACUGCACAGUGUUCCCAAACAGGCGGCAGAUGUGGUCAUUGGGCGUGGCUGUAUGCAAUGGGGGCGCGGCUUAUUGCAAUAGUGGCGCGACAUUGAGAGCCGAUUUUUGUGCAUUUACUGGAUGAAAACAUAGCGUUGAAUAGUGUUUUUCAAGGCCUCCUUGAACUUUUAUAAUAGUUUUAAUAUAGUCCAACGCACAAUGAACCUAUUGAAAAUGGAAUAUGAACGGAAUCGCUUUUGCCAAAAGAUUUAUCACACGAAAUGCCUUUUUUCAGGAGAAUUCUUCGCGUAAAGUCCUAAAACAUUUCUUGAAGGAAAAAACCCAUGACGGUUCUCUCAAAAAACGCAUUCUGAAUAUUCUGAAACGAAAAAAAAAUCAAUUAGCUUCGGCACAAAAAUUUAUAACUCAAAAAGUCAUUUUAGACAACAUAUGUUUAUUAAAACGUCAAAAAAAAAUUUUGAAAAAAAAGCUCUAGGCGUUUAUCUUGAGAAACUCAUUCUGAGCAUUUUAAAACAAAAACAUGAACCAAGUAGCUUCUGCAAAAAAAAAGUUACAAUUCAAAAUGUCAUUUUAGUCGAAAUUUCGGGACCACCUCGAUCAAAAAAUUGACUCAAGUACCUCUCAAACGCAUCCAACACGGUUAUAUUACACAACAGAAAGUAAAACGAUUCAAAAAUCUAAAAAAAUACGCGGGAAAAAAAAGGAAAAAACUAUAUUUAAACUGAAUGAAAUUUUGAUAGGUUGACACGCGCCGCACCGCGAUGCGUUAGAAUGAACUCGCGUUUUCGCCCCAUUGAGACGACCAUUGUUUUUCGCCUGCGCUCGCCUGUUUUUGAAACACUGUGGACUGGCCCUCUAACCACUGCGCCAGGCCACCUCGGUGAGAGAGGAAGGUUCAGGCGCGCACAGGACUCUUUCUGGGUUUAUCCAAGAAGCUUUUACUCGGAAGCCUAUGUGGUUUAGCAGAUAUUCUCUCUUGUUUCCAAGAGCUCCUACCUAACCUGGUAAGUCUAUAAGCCACCGUAGUUUCAACUUGAUACUCGUAGCCGAGCCUGAUUAGUUCCCUAGUUAGUAUUUUUCAAAAGUUGUUUUUCUGAUUGGCUGGUCACGCCCUUUUUUUGAGAUUCUAAAGCGGAACGAGCCAAUCAGAAAGUUGAAAAACUUGAUAUGAACGAACAAAAAGGCUGAAUGUGAAAUAAAUUUUUAGAAUUUUCUUCAAAUUAGAAUAAAUUCAAUAAUUUCGAUUCAAAAUGUCACUUUCAGAAAUGGAAAUAUAAUUUCUAAAUGAAUACUUUCCAGAGGUCGCUUGGCCAAGGUGAGACUGUUCCAUGGACGUCAAAGAGGACGAUGGAUUCAUCGAGGAUUUGAAGAGUACUUGAAACUGUUUCUUAGCUUGUGAUUUUCCAGAACAAGGAGUUGACGACUGUUGGUCGAGUUGGUCGCAACUUGUUGGUCAAGUUAACUCCACUAGUUCGACUACAGCAACGGAAAUAUCCUUUGAAAGGACGCUGGGUCAAAUUCCACCGUGGAGAAGUCGAUAGGCCUUUUGGUUAGUGAGUAGAUUUAGCGAAGAUGGUUUACGUAAUUAUAAACACUACUUUACUAAUCUCAGUAAUCAAAGAACGCCAAACGAGUAUUCCCUUAACUAACUUUAAAGAGAUUUCUACGCCUCCGAGAGGUUUUUCCCCUUCAGGGCUUUCUCAGUAAGUUUUUUUGGAAAGUUCACGUCCGGUUUGUAUCCAGUGGAGAGAGGCGGGCUGAGCCACAACACUCUUCCUAGCUGGGCUGCUGCAGGAGAAAGAAGGUGAACCGGCGGGCAAGAGCCACAACACGGUUUUCCGCAGUCGUCUGAGCAGCUUCGACAGAGAGACACGACGAAGCAACGCUGGCUGGGUCUGAGACCUUGCCCCUCGACGACUCUCGCUUAGUGAACACUUAAGUGUUCGAGGACUUGCAAUUCUAAAGCGUAAUUACGCGGUUUUUUUAUAUAACACGAACACGAUUUCUUUUCAAAUACCACUCUUUACUAACUUCCAACAAUUGAGUACGAAAACGGGCGGCUCACAACUGUGCAAGGGUUGAGGUUGAUCCCACGUUGAGAAACCUCAAACUUGGGUAAUUAAACCAACACGUUUUGUAAAAACAACGAGAAGUUAUUAACGCGUACUUAAUAGGAUAAAGGAGUGCUACUCGUUUGAAUAAGAAAUUAAUUUAACAAAGACGAGAUACAAAUGAAUAAAAUAGAUAAACGAAAACAAAUAAAAAGGUAACUAAUUAGAAAGAACAAUGAACUUGAAAGGAAUAGAAAAAUAUGGCGAGAAAGAAAAAGAUGACAAUAGAGAAGGGCUAAAAAGGGGGAAAAUUUGGCGCCUUUCUUUGACCCGUAGAUCACUGUCGCGGAAGAUCAACUAGUGGAAUCAAUGAUGAGGUUUCACGGCGUUUUUGUUAGUGGAAGAAAAGGCAAAGCCAAAAAUGAAGAGGGCGUGGUCAAAGCCUCCGUCGUUCCCAUGUGACGUCAUGAGAAAAAAGCGAAAACAACGGAAUAUUAAAGGCGCAUGAGACAAAUCAUUUUCUUAUUUUAAAAAACACAAUUUCUUGAUUUAUCAGGCUGUCCAAUAGUUCUUGUCCGAAAAUUUUCAAAACUUCAUAAUUUUCUUUAGAAGUGUUUAAAUAUCAGGCAAGUGUGAGAACCUUCUAGAAGGUUCUCCAGUGUUCCACGCUAGGGGCGGGCUUGUGCGAGGGCCGGCCCGUCACCCUCCCGGCCCCCCGACCAUUUCGUAAGCCCGGCCCGGCCCGGUCUUAGCGAUUCGGGCCGGGCGAGCCUCAAGGAAAAAUGGCCCGCCCGGCCCGAAUCGCGCAAUUUUUUUCCAGUCGGAUAUCAAGUUUUUUUUACGACAAAAAUUACGUUUUUGCUCAUUUUUUCUCUUAAAGUUUAACAAAAACUAUGAUUUCAGAAGUAAAAGUCACAUUUCGGUGAAAAUUUUUUAAAUGAAAUUUUAAAUUAUUUUUUUUUUGAAGCCCGGCCCGGCCCGAGCCCACGCGGGCUUUUUCCUGAAAAUGAGGCCCAAAGCCCGGGCCGCCCGACCUGUCGCACAAGCCUGGCUAGGGGUAUAUAAGGCGCAGUCGCAGCGUCUAGCUACCAGUAGAAGCUAAAAGGGACCAAGGUCAAAUUCGUACGUUCGUAUACUACGAGCUGCUGCUGAUCAACGACACGGGCAUCGCGGUCGCCAACAUCUGCAGAGCGUGCAAGGAGGAUGCAGUGUCUCAAUGCACAGUCAGGCGCUGGUUUAAUCGUUUCGAGAGCGGCGACACGAGCCUCGAGAACAGGGAGCCCAGCGAGAGGCCUUCUACAGUGGAUGAUGACGAAUUCCGUCGCUGUAUCAAGGAGAAGCCAGAAGUCAACAUCCGUGAACUGACGACGACGCUCGGCCGCACCAAGUUCACCAUCCACAAUCGACUCAACUCACCCGGCUACCACAAAGUUCUGCCCUGUUGGAUCCCGACCGUCUGA